Molecule: messenger RNA, 2916 nt
Organism: Petromyzon marinus (sea lamprey)
Lineage: Eukaryota; Metazoa; Chordata; Hyperoartia; Petromyzontiformes; Petromyzontidae
Product: cAMP-regulated phosphoprotein 19-A-like
Cellular component (GO): cytoplasm
Molecular function (GO): protein phosphatase inhibitor activity
Source: RefSeq, a predicted model, not a curated record
CGCCCCCUCCAUUGCGGUACCGCCCCCCCGCAUCAGAGACGAAGAGGAGCAGGAGGCGAUGGUGGUGGUGGUGUUGUGAGGGCAGACGUAGCGAGACUUGGAGGAGGAGUGGAGACCAUGGCUGGGUUCCCUGAGGAGCGCGACUUCGUCGAGCCCAGCACCGAGGAGGCGACGCCCGCCGCCCGCCAGUCGACGGAGGAGGUGGAGGAGGCCAAGCUCAGGGCCAAGUACCCCAACAUCGUGCCGCAUCAACCUGGAGGCUCCCACUUCCUCCGCAAACGCCUCCAGAAGGGGCAAAAAUACUUUGACUCCGGAGACUACAACAUGGCCAAGGCGAAGAUGAAGAACAAGCAGCUGCCGCAGCAGGGCGGCGAGGUGACUGGCGACCACAUUCCCACGCCCCAGGACCUGCCCCAGCGCAAGAGCGGCGCCAUGGCCAGCAAGCUCGCCGGGUAGCGGAGGCACGCGGCUGGUGCAGACCGGCGCGGGCACAGCCUCCCUGCCCUUCCCGAGCGCGCGAUGCUACAACCCCUACCGCCACAGUCACCGCCACUGACAUCAGCAGCAGCACCACCACCAUUAAUGCACUGACAGCACCACCACCGACUGCACCGACACCACCACUCUAACAACACUGCCACUGACAUCAUCAGCACCGCCACUACCACCAACCACGACCGCCAGCAUCAUCACCGCCGCCGCAACACCGCCGGCGACAUCACCGCUGACAUCAUCAGCGCCACCACCUACCAAUGCGAGACCACUUCAGCCCUUUCCGAGUGCCCAGGGGAUAACCUGGUCCCGUUGCCGCCGGCCCCCCUUUUUAGUUCCCUGCGGCCCUGUGCGUGAGAGAUCACCCCGAGGUGAGUCCCAGUGCCGUGCGAAGGAUCGUCUUGUUCACGCAGGGGGGGACACGCGCUGACGGCACCACACUGACAUCAGCGGCACCACCACGACCACCGCGUGCGUGGAGGCGAGCGGAGACUCCCGCGUAUUGGACGGUGCGUGUGCGUGCGUGUGUGCACCUACGUCGUUCUUGCGUUCGGAGUUCCCCCCUCCGCGUGCGCGCUCCGCUUCGACCGUCCGCCAGCGCUCUCUUGCCGGCGACCGCCGCGAGAACUGGGCGACGGAGCGCCGGCGACGGAACCUGCCUUGGACGACGUUGCAGCACGCGCUCGAGAUGACCGCUUUGCCGACAGCCCUCGUGGAAUGCCGCGCUUUGUACGCGGGAUGGCGAGUCUCGCGCGUAGGCUCGACUCGGUUGAUUUCAUUUUUUUGCUGCUGCUGCUGCCGCUGCCGCCGCCGCUGCGUUUCCCACGUGUCACAGCCGGUUUUGUUGUCCCGAGGCCAAGUCCACCCGCACCUUGGCGAUCGGUCGCGUACCAACUCUGGUCGCACGCAACUCUGGUCACUCGCAACCGCGGUCACGCGCAACUCUGGUCGCACAACUCUGGUCGCGCGCAGUUACCGCGUGUAAAGUUGUCACGGUCGAUCAUAAUGGUCCGUGUGACCCUUGUUUUUCUGAUGUGAACACUCACGAGUUGGCCGAUAACAGCUGAACCCACAGAGGACACCGCAAAGCUUGGGCAAUUGUUGGCAGCACCGGCUCAUCGCGUGCCCACCUCCCAGCUUGUCUGUGAUUGCAAAGCUUCUGGGGCCUCCUCGGUCGUCCUCGCUCUCGCUCUGUGCGAGAGCGAGCGAGUUCGCCGUGCGGCGAUGGCGGCAGCGGCGUUACAAGUUGACGUUAUUGUUUUUUUUUAUUGUCGUCGUUCUUAUAAACCAGCAGCUCCUGUGUAGUACCAGCAGCCGUUGCGGACCAGCAGCUGGCUUGCCACGGUGGUGUAAACCUUUCCCCCUUGGACGGGGGCUGAACAGAAGUUUUGAAAUGCCACUGGCCCGGGCGAACCGCGCGUUGGUUGACGCUAAGACCUCUUCGGUGGUACCGGGACCACGCAGGUCGACUACAACGAGGCGGCCGAGCGUGCCGAAGUUCUAAAACGGUGAAAGUAUUUACCCCCCCCCACCUCCAGUACCCGAUUUUAGUGCGGCUGAGAUGCCCCGUGGUGACGGAUAAAGACGCCGUUUGUGGAUAGUCUUGAAGUGGCAGGCCCGUGGGGCCACGUUUCAAAACGGGAGUUGUGGCUCGUGUCUGGCUCGGCUCGGCCGUGUGGGGGGGGGCGGUGUAGGGAUUCGGACACGGUCAGUGUAGCUGGGGUUUAAAGAGUUGAAGCUGAUGCUCCGUGACGUGCACGCCUCUUUUGACUAUGGCACAUCUGAGCCGUCCCAGGCCCACGUGGCACGGGUUGCUUCUGGCCGCUCCUCCCCCCCCCCCCCCACCCCCCCAAGCCCCAUCCGACAUAGACCGGGACGGCGCACCCGGGCCCGGCCCUGACGCGGUUCUGUUGUGCGGUGGAAAAGUAAAAAAAAAAAAUGUAUAAGCGCCAAAGUGCGCCGUGAAUGAUUUGAGCGCUUGGUGGGAUAGGAGGUGUACCGACUGUCAAUGUCUCGUAGUGGUAGUAGUAGUCGUAGUAGUAAAUAACGAUGCUGUGAAUACCGAAUCGUAGCGCGUGCGGUGGCGUGCGACACGGGGCGGCACGGGGCGGCACGGGGCGGCACCGGCGGCGUCGCACAAUACCGUCGCUUCAACUCUCCCGUUUUGACCGCGCACCGAGUUUAUGUUUGGGGCGGCCGCCGAUUUUAACGGUGCUUUUGCGAAGGAUUUAAAAUAAAAGACGAUUGAAUCGUUUGCCUGUUUGCUGCUCCUCGCUCGUCGAGGAAGGAGGAGGUGGAGAGGGGUUCAGGGACUCGGGACCGCGUGACCUGGGACGUGCUCGCAAUAUUCAAACCGAUCGCAAUAUUUAAACAUCACUUUGAGAAGCAAUAAAAAAAAACUGGGCGUUGUGCGUUCCUCACGAG